This is a messenger RNA of Fusarium redolens, 2425 nucleotides long. Its product is annotated as fungal-specific transcription factor domain-containing protein. Gene Ontology annotation, biological process: DNA-templated transcription; regulation of DNA-templated transcription. The record is from RefSeq and is a predicted model, not a curated record. Gene Ontology annotation, molecular function: DNA binding; DNA-binding transcription factor activity, RNA polymerase II-specific; zinc ion binding. The transcript has 6 exons. Lineage: Eukaryota; Fungi; Ascomycota; Sordariomycetes; Hypocreales; Nectriaceae. Bases 30 to 2192 code for a protein of 720 amino acids.
CGAGCAUCAUUAAUUGAAACUCGCAUGAUAUGGAAGACGCAGCAGACGUCUCAAACCCGGCGGUGCCCCACGUCGGCUUGAAGCGGAAGCGCGUCGCCAAGGCCUGUCAUAAGUGCCGGUCCAUGAAAUCCAAGUGUGAUGGAAAAUGGCCUGAGUGCAGUCGCUGUAAGGGCUAUGGGUAUGACUGUGUCUACGCAGCUGGGGGACGAGCCAAGCGGAGACAGGAAGCCUCCACCGACGACAGCUCGCUCGACAGUACUGUUCAAGGACAUGGAGACCUACGUGAAGCUAUCAGGCAGUAUGAGUCGUUACUGGACCUUGUUGUAUCGAAGCUGCCGACGCCGCAAUAUCGGAAAGACGCAUCUGCAGUAUUGGCUUGUAUGAAGGCCGCUGAUAGAGCCUUAUCCAGUAUCGAUGCUUCAACUCUGACGACGAGGCUAUCGACAACCUUGACUGGCUCUGAUGCUCUUUCUUUUCGGCCGCAGGUCAGUCAGGCCGAGAGGUAUCUUGGCAAGGUGAGCGACGUAUGCUUCUUCAACCUGGUCAAGCGGGUGCUGCAGGCCCAACCAGGUUCUUCCGACUCUGACCAAAGAGUUGACAGCUAUGAGCAAGUCGACGACAUCGCGUCCCCCAGUGUCAAUGUCAUGCCUGGUAGAGUCGUCGAGCUGCCGAGUCCUGAAGCUGCUAAAGUGUUUGCCGACGUGUACUUCUCUACUGUGCAUCUCGCGUUUCCUUUCAUCCCGCAGGCGCUGUUUAUGAGGUCCCUUGACCAAGCUUUGGACUCAACGGAUGACUGUUCUUUGGAUAACACCAGACUGGCACUGAUAUAUGUCAUUUGUGCCAUUGGGGCUUACUAUACGAGCUUACCAGGAGAACAAAUUGGAGCAAACAAGUGUCACGAAGUUUAUUUCCUUCAGGCGCUCUCGUUAGCUCUGCCUGCAGGGACAGACAGGUCAAUUCACCACGUCUCUCUGCUCCUGGCCCAAUGCUUUUAUCUACUAGCAGUCUGCAGAACAGACAGCUGUUGGGCAACAUUGGGGCAAACCGUCCGUAUGGCCCAGAGCAUUGGGUUGCAUGUAGAGCAAAACGACCCCCAGAGGCUCAAAGGGCCAGGGAGAUUACUUAUAGAGCGGCGACGGCGAAUCUGGUACUGUAUAUACGUGCUAGAUCGCCUGAUCUCUCUGCAGCUUGGUCGACCCCCCGCGAUCCAUGAAGACUACUGCCAUGUUCCGCUGCCCUCCCGACUUGGAGAUUCGGACAUUGAUUGGGACGGCGACGAAUUUCCAACAAUGUUUGAGGGGCCUUCUGUUGGUGACUACCAUCUGGAAGUUAUCUCCUUCUCCAAGAUUGUCAGUCAGGUCCUGCGCGACCUAUAUAGCCCGAGAGCGGGCCAGAAUUUAACUAGUGAUCUGUUCAAUACUAAGGAACUCGACCUCAAACUCAUACAGUGGAAACAAUCGCUGCCUAGAACGUUGCGAUUCGACUUGGGACAUGCAUUUGACAAAUCCUUCAUCUUCAAACGCCAGCGAAGCAUGUUGGCUAUCAAAUAUCACCAUCUCCGGGCUCUCAUCCACAGGCCAUACCUUUGUUACCCAAUCAUGCGCAAUCAGGAUGAUGAUGCUGAGAUUGCACUCACCCAGGCAAACUGGGCCCUUGUUAGCAUGUAUGAAAAGAUAUGCAUUGCAGAGGCGCGGGAGACAGCACGCCUACUGCACUGUAUCUCGUGUGAGAAGGACUUGGUGCAAGAAUUCCCAUGGUGGCAGAUGAUCUCAUGUUUGAUCUGCGCAGGGUCUAUCUUGGUGGUCUCAAGCAUCUUUAGUCAGCAAACGGGGGAUGCAUUGGAUGGCUUCGACGCCGCCGGUAUUUCUGAUGAUGCGGAGACUUGUUUGAGAGUGUUUGAAGCUCUGAGCGUCAACUCGACGGGCGCUAGGAUUGCGAGAGACAUGAUGGAGGGGCUAAAGGAAUGCGGUCUGAGAUGGAGAGACGCGACCAUGGCUUCUGAGCCACCAUAUCCAGCACUCCCAGCAUCUCAUGCAGCCUUGACCUCCCGAGGUCAUAUUCCUGGUGUAGACGGGCAAGACGCGUCCGUGUCAGACUUUUCUUUUACUACGCCAAGUGCCUGGCCUGCGGAGAUUGUCGAUUCCAUGGCGUGGUCGGUCCAGUUCUUUGGCGCCGUUCAGUCAGGGGAAUAAAGUCCUCAGUCCGCUGGAAGCCAGCAUGGAGGACCAUAGAGGAGAGUCUAGGCGAUCCUGUUGUGAUUCAGCGGGUGAGACAGAAAUGAAUUGCUGCGAUGAAAUCGACGGUGAGAUUGCUUUAUAAUUCAGGCCGGGAUAUAAAGUAAUCCUGCCGGUAGCACAUCCAGACCAGACGCGUCAAACGGUUUCGAAACAAGCUCAUUGGACCAUUGCAACGCGUAGACAGUGUU